AUGGUAAAGGAAAAAUUGGCGAAAAAAAGGCAAAAGGGAAUAAUCUAUGAUAAAAUAUUGGAAGACAUAGGUUUACAACUCCAGAAAUUUCAUGCCAGAAAACUUGCAAAUUCUAUUUUAAAGCUAGUUGAUGAUAAAGUUCAAGAUAGUUUCGCCGGGCAGGAAUCGCAUCACAUAAUGCAAAAGGACUUGCCUUCGACUCCUGAACUUUCCACCGACCUCCCUGCCAAAACUCCAUUACCGAUUUUCCCAGCUCAGAAACAUCUGCCUCCUCUAAGUACCGGCAAACUAUACUAA
Messenger RNA from Paraglomus occultum, 297 nucleotides. Lineage: Eukaryota; Fungi; Glomeromycota; Glomeromycetes; Paraglomerales; Paraglomeraceae. The record is from the annotation of a GenBank genome assembly.